This is a messenger RNA of Rhinocladiella mackenziei CBS 650.93, 303 nucleotides long. RefSeq lists its product as uncharacterized. Lineage: Eukaryota; Fungi; Ascomycota; Eurotiomycetes; Chaetothyriales; Herpotrichiellaceae. The transcript has 2 exons. The record is from RefSeq and is a predicted model, not a curated record. The coding region runs from base 1 to 303 and encodes 100 amino acids.
AUGCGACGCGAGUAUGGUGAUGACGAUGAUGAUGAAGAGGAAGAGGAAGAGCAACCAGGCUGCGCUAAUGAUGAUCAGAAUUCCAGACCCUCCAAUGAGGGAAUCCUCGGCGUCGAUGGAUUCACGAGGAAGAAUGCGAUGGAGGAAGACGAGUACUACAGCUUGACAGAGAGUCGUUGGGUGCAUAGGGUCUUCGAAGAGGACUAUGAAAAUAUCGGUGAUGAUGACCAUGUCAGUGACGAGGCCAGUGACGAAAUUGAAGAGGAUGCAGCCAGCACUAGCGACAACUUGUGGUCCUGGUGA